UGCGAUGCUGCUGCUAGCGCUGCCAUUUCAUCAACAGCAACAUUCAUUUCAUAACAUUUUGCGGCCUUCAAAAACAGGAAACGAAAAAAAGAGAGCAGUGAAAAGAAAACGAACCCGUCGAAUGUAUCACAUUCGAAACGAGUGUGGUUGUAGACAAUAGUGUAGACUUCCGUUUACAAAUAAUAACCUUUUGUGGAGUAAAGCGUGCUGUGGAUUUUUCUCUUAGACCAAGGCCGUUCGAGCCCGUUGUUAUCGUUAUAAACCGUAAAAGACAUUACACAUUAGACCCGUCGUUGGAUCUCUCCAGGGGAAUUGUAAACAGUGGUUUAUGUGUCGCUGUAAUACUUUUUUUCGGCGUUUGUUCUACGAAAGAGGAGACGAGCUUCUCGAAACGAUGGAACCUGCAGCAUUCGGGUUCUGAACGCCGCAACUAAACAACAAGCGCGACAGUAGUCACCAUGGAGGCGAUAUGGCUGUACCAGUUCCGACUCAUCGUCAUUGGAGACUCGACGGUGGGGAAGUCGUGUUUGAUCCGACGGUUCACAGAGGGACGCUUCGCCCAGGUGAGCGACCCCACUGUCGGCGUAGAUUUCUUCUCUCGCCUGGUGGAGAUCGAGCCGGGGAAACGGAUCAAGCUACAGAUCUGGGAUACUGCGGGACAGGAGCGUUUCAGGUCCAUCACAAGAGCCUACUAUCGUAACUCUGUGGGCGGGCUCCUGCUGUUUGACAUCACAAACCGUCGCUCCUUCCAGAACGUUCAUGAUUGGUUAGAGGAGGCCCGGAGUCACGUCCAACCACACAGCAUCGUGUUCCUAUUGGUCGGACACAAGUGUGACCUGGAGCCUCAGCGUCAGGUGACCCGUCAGGAAGCUGAGAAACUCGCCGGCGCCUUCGGGAUGCGUUACGUAGAAACCUCGGCCCGCGACGCCAUCAACGUGGAGCACGCCUUCACGGAGCUGACCAGGGACAUCUUCCACCUGGUGAGGAGCGGUGACAUCACUAUCCAGGAGGGUUGGGAAGGGGUGAAGAGCGGCUUCGUCCCCAACGUGGUCCACUCCUCCGAGGAGGUCACCAAGAGUGACCGGCGGUGCCUCUGCUGAUCUGGAUGGAUCACUAGAGAGAUCUCUGACUCAAGCCUGGUUUCACCUAGGUCCUCCUGGAUCCAUUUCAGCUCUAGUUUAGCAAUUUCCCUCUGCUGAUCUGCAUCAGGAUGGAGGGAUCUUACCCACAACUACACUACAUGGUCAAAAGUAUGUGGACACAUCAAAUUAGUGGAUUUUUGCUAUCUCAGCCACACCUGUUGAUGACAGGUGUAUACAAUCGAGCACACCGCCAUGCAAUCUCCAUAGACAAACAUUGGCAGUAGAAUGGCCCGUACUGAAGAGCUCAGUGACUUUCAAUGUGGCCCCAUCAUAGGAUGCCACCUUUCCAACAAGUCAGUUUGUCAGAUUUCUGCCCUGCAAGAGCUGCUCCAGUCAACUGUAAGUGCUGUUAUUGUGAAGUGGAAACAUCUAGGAGCAACAGCGGCCCAGCUGCGAAGUGGUAGGCCACACAAGCUCACAGGUUGUCGAGAUCGGUGUGGAAGAACGUGACUGGCCUGCACAGAGCCCUGACUGACUGCAACCCCAUCAAACACCUUUGGGAUGAAUUGGAAAGCCGAGUGCGAGCCAGGCCUAAUCGCCCAACAUCAGUGCCCAACCUCACUCAUGCUCGUGGCUGAAUGGAAGUAAGUCCCUGCAGCAAUGUUCCAACAGCUAGUGGAAAGCCUUCCAGGAAAAGUGGAGGCUGUUCUAGCAUCAAAGGGGAAACCAACUCCAUAUUAAUGCCCCUGUUUUUGGAAUGAGAUGUUUGACUAGCAGGUGUCCACAGACUUUUGGCCAUGUAGUAUAGAUCCCUGGUUUCCCCAUCUCCUUUCUUCCAAUAUGCAAUCCCAUAACACAAUUUAUACAGUCAGAAAGCAUCACACACCAUGGUUGGGCAAGGUUUAGCCAAAACAACAUUCUAUUUGACUCAGUUUAAAGGAGACUAAGAUGGAGGGGGCUCUCAGUCUCUCCCCUCCCCCCCUCCCCCCAAAGGAAACUAAAUCUGGCCUCAAAAACUCUGUGGUUCUCUACUUUUUUCCCCCACCCAUCAUCCAACGACCACUGUACAAUCCCUAUCCAACACCCUAAUGGACUUUAUGGACCCUGUGGACAGGGAUGUAAGGGAACGACUGUUUGACUGACAGUACAGGUGGACAAAGUGACUCCAGGGACGUAUUCACUUCACAUCAAACGGAGGAAAUGGACAAAACAGGAAGGGACAACCUGAACCAAUAAGAAACAUUUUAUUUUUUCUUAAUGGUGUGCACUAAUGAAUACGACCCAGUAAAAGGUGGACUAAGGGGAUAUUAGGCAUCCCUGAGUACCGGUACAUUACCUGAACAUUACCUGUUCCCCUUUGCAAAAAUCCAAAUCCCCGAGGAGGGUCAAACUGACAACAGAGGAGGACUAUUCAUUUUAGUACGUUUGAACAAUGUCUCUGGAACUUGUCCUAGUGAUUCUGGAAUCUUGCGGAGGAACCCAUGGUAACAGUGGAGAGACAGCUAGGAGAACAUACUCUAACAACACCAUAACUACCUAGAAUUCCACACCUGCGGACAUCUAAAUUACAGUUAACUCUAUAGACACAACAGGUAUGGUAAUAGACAUGUCAAUAUCUCAAAUCAGGAUAGAAAUGAGGACACUCAUUACAAAAAUAAAAUCACAUUUUGUUAACGACUAAGAUGAUGUAACAAUAACCUUUCUGGUUUGGUAACUGAAACAUGAACUGGUUUGGGCAUAAUAGGUGGAGGGACAGAACUUGCUGUGUUAUAACAAAUGGUGUCCUACAUUUUAUUUUCAGUUGAAGAUGUUUUGUAGCCACUGUAUUCAAAGGUCAAUUUCUUUCUCAUCAGAAAAAAAACUAUGAUUCCUUCGUCUCUAGUGAUGAGAUUGAAAUAAGAUUUUAAUAAUCUGAUAAGGUUAUUUGUUUUGGAUAGGGGAAGCACCAUCGCUUUCCUCUGAAUGGGCGAGUGUAUACUACUGAUUCUGUAGGGCACCUUUUCAUACAUUUAAGUCAUUUAGCAGACGCUCUUAUCCAGAGCGACUUACAAAUUGGUGAAUUCACCUUCUGACAUCCAGUGGAACAGCCACUUUACAAUAGUGCAUCUAAAUCAUUAAGGGGGAGGGGGGUGAGAAGGAUUACUUAUCCUAUCCUAGGUAUUCCUUGAAGAGGUGGGGUUUCAGGUGUCUCCGGAAGGUGGUGAUUGACUCCGCUGUCCUGGCGUCGUGAGGGAGUUUGUUCCACCAUUGGGGGGCCAUCUACUUGAUUUGUGUAAUAACUGCAAGGAUGAACUACUAUCAUCCACCUUUUCCAAAGAGUGAUGGAUUAUCGUAUGUCAAUCUAACACACAGAUAUAGGAUCAGAUUACCAGAACCCCCAACACUAACCUUUACCAGUAGACUAAACAAAGACAUCGGAUCCUGUAUUGGUUCUUAGAGGCAACUUCUAUCUACUGUGUCACACACAAGCAGACGUGGGGCGCGUUCAGCAACGUUUUGGAAAGUUCAAGAUGUAAAUUUGCUCUGUGGCAUAUUGAACAAUGUUCCACGUUCAGCUCUAUUCGUGGAAAUUCCAACGACAUCGUUGGACAACGUCGGCUACUGAACGUGGACAAGCAGUUACUUAGCCUGGUGAAACCAGACAUAAUGAAAGGAAACAAAAGAGAAGCGCUGUGAAAUCAGUUGGAUACCAGGCUAGCUGUUGCUCAUAAACAAUAUAACACGCAAGUAGACCAUCAAUGUACAGCAUUACUAGGGUCGUAUUCAUUGGGCACCAAACGGAAGACAACAGACUGAAACAAGAGAGGAAACUACCCUCUCUGUUUUGCAACGUUGUGCCCUAAUGAAUGAGACCCAGGAUGAAUCUUUUCAUUUUACUCGAUGGCAUCUUCUCUUUGUCUCCAAGCUGUACAACACCAUGUAACUACUGUUCAUUCAGUUCAACAUCUAUGGAACUUUCUGGGCCACUACUAUUCUAUCAAAACAACUUGAAAUGUACUAAAAAAAAAAUCAAUAAAAAAUGUGACCGA
Messenger RNA from Oncorhynchus masou masou (cherry salmon), 4111 nucleotides. RefSeq names its product ras-related protein Rab-39B-like. Lineage: Eukaryota; Metazoa; Chordata; Actinopteri; Salmoniformes; Salmonidae. Gene Ontology annotation, molecular function: GTP binding; GTPase activity; myosin V binding. The coding region runs from base 459 to 1100 and encodes 213 amino acids. Gene Ontology annotation, cellular component: Golgi apparatus. The record is from RefSeq and is a predicted model, not a curated record. The transcript is spliced from 5 exons. Gene Ontology annotation, biological process: Rab protein signal transduction; vesicle-mediated transport.